AUGUUCGCUUUCCACCUGAUUUGCCGAUUGAGCCAGCCUCAUCAGCCUUACCCUACCAACUCUGCCGGACGCAGCAUGGACUCCUCACAGACAGACGCGGCCAUUGCGAGCAAGUUUCGGAUAGCAAUCAUCGGUUCCGGUCCGAUAGGAAAGCUGCUCGCCUGCUCAGCAGCAACACACCCCCGCAUCGAGAUUGUUCAGUACGAGGCCGACGUGCUACCUCUCCGCCCAUCGUUUGGGUAUGGCGUCGGUCCGCAGACGUUGCUCGCAGCCAAAGUGCUCAACCCGGAGCUCGGCCGCCGGCUCGAGGAGACAUGCUACACAUCGCGCACGUGGAUGCGUGCGUGGCACGGAGGCGUCGAGGACCGAUUCAUCGCCAACGUGGAGGUGCCGGAGGGCAAGGUAUACGGGCGCGUGGGCAGAGGCGAGCUCAUGGGCCUGCUGGAUGACGCGCUGCCGGAGGGGAGAAGCACUUCCGACAUUCGAUACGGCAAGCGCCUGGUAGAUGUGCGACGCAUCAGUCCGCAGCAACUCGAGCUUGUCUUCGACGAUGGCACCAGGGAGCCUGCCAACGCGGUGUGGGCUGCCGACGGUGUCAACUCGAUGUGCCGAAAGCUUGUUCAGGGGGACAGCUACCGCCCGCCGAGCUACACGGGUUUCCUUGCGUUCCGAGGCAAGGUAGACGCGGCCAAGGUAGCGGAGACGGUGGGCGAGCGGUUUUCCCGCGAGUCGUACUGCUUCGUCGGGGCAAAGGGCUGGCAUCUGCUCAUCUUCCCCAUCGAAAACAACACGCUGACCAACGUGGCGGCGUUUUGCACCGAGACAGAGCAGAGGAAGCUAGGGCGCGCCAGCAAGGUGACCAUGGACGAGCUGCUUGGCUACUUUCCAGGACGCAACGCCAAGGUAGAGGCCUUGUUGAGGGUGAGUAUCAAGUCGCGUUACCGCCGUGAGGGCGUAUGA
Messenger RNA from Purpureocillium lilacinum, 960 nucleotides. RefSeq lists its product as uncharacterized. NCBI's taxonomy places the organism in Eukaryota, Fungi, Ascomycota, Sordariomycetes, Hypocreales, Ophiocordycipitaceae. Gene Ontology annotation, biological process: secondary metabolite biosynthetic process. The record is from RefSeq and is a predicted model, not a curated record.